Messenger RNA from Prionailurus viverrinus (fishing cat), 624 nucleotides. RefSeq names its product ribonuclease P/MRP subunit p14 (gene RPP14). The transcript is spliced from 6 exons. Bases 149 to 544 code for a protein of 131 amino acids. Gene Ontology annotation, cellular component: ribonuclease P complex. The record is from RefSeq and is a predicted model, not a curated record. Lineage: Eukaryota; Metazoa; Chordata; Mammalia; Carnivora; Felidae. Gene Ontology annotation, biological process: tRNA 5'-leader removal.
GACCGAGAGCAGAAAAGUGGAAGACCAUAGCAGAGCGGUUGUUCGCCGGGAUCGGGCUCAGUCGGCCACGCUGUUGACGCUAGGACGUGUGCGCCAGGCGCGCGUGCGCAAGACGGGAGUUGCGGCGGGCGGCGCGUGGCAUUCUGAAAUGUGGUCAGUGUUGGAAAAGAUGCCAGCUCCAGCCACUACAUAUGAAAGAAUAGUUUACAAAAAUCCCUCUGAGCACCACUAUAUGAAAGUGUGUCUAGAAUUUCAAGACCAUGGGGUUGGACUGAAUGUUGCACAGUUCAAACAGCUGCUUAUUUCAGCCUUGAAGGACCUGUUUGGGGAGGUUGAUGCAGCCUUACCCUUGGACAUCCUGACCUACGAAGAGAAGACCUUGUCAGCCAUCUUGAGGAUAUGUAGCAGUGGUCUUGUAAAAUUGUGGAGCUCUUUGACUCUGUUGGGAUCCUAUAAAGGCAAGAAAUGUGCUUUCAGAGUGAUUCAGGUUUCUCCAUUUCUUCUUGCCUUAUCUGGUAACAGUAGGGAACUAGUGUUGGAUUGAAUAGUCUUCAAUGUCAGAAACAUUCCUCCGCUCUCAAAAGGUACUUUUUGAUGCCAGAAUCACAUCUGAAGAUUGAAGCA